AGUAUGUAGAGAUUUUAUUCAAACAUAGUAAAAGAAAGUAACCAAAAAUGAUUAGGACAGGUUUAAAGAAGGGGGAGUAUUUUGGUAAUUUGCUAUAAAAGCAGAGUUGUCUUCUGUAGAUGAUAGAUAGAGUUGAGCUGCUACUGUGUCAGCACUGCAGUGCCAUUGUUUUUAUUCCUCGGAAGCUCUUAACAACCAGAAGUUCACAAACCCCAAGAAGAAUGGAACAGAGAAGGUACUCUGUGGGUCUUCUGUUCUUCAUUCUCUCUUGUUCUGUUCUUCUCUCAUUUUCAGGAUCUUCUGUUGAGGCCUACAAGAACUACACAGUGGGUGAUGCUUUGGGUUGGUAUGACAAAUUGGGAAAGCCCAGUGUCAAUUACCAGAAAUGGGUUGCUGGCAAGAACUUCAGCUUGGGAGAUUUCCUCAUUUUCAACACGGAUAAUAAUCAUUCAGUUGUGCAAACAUAUAACUUGACCACCUACAAACUUUGUGAUUAUGACGAUGCACAAGAAAACGACACCACACAAUGGUCUAGCUCCGAUCCAUCAUCCACCAGCCCACAUCCAGACACGGUGGCAGUUCCGCUGCUCAAAGAAGGGAUGACAUAUUUCUUUUCAGGUGAUUAUGAUGGUGAACAAUGCAAGAAUGGGCAGCACUUCAAAAUUAAUGUCACUCAUGGACAAGGGUUGCCGGCAAGCUUGAAAAGCCCUUCUGAAGAAUCCCCCGGACCGAUAAGUCCCAGUGCUGGCGAUGACGAAUCGGUACCGGAUACUACUGUUCCAUCCAAUUUUGAUCACCCCCUACAGCAAAGUGAUGAUCAAGAAGCAUCUGGGUCGGUCUCAUUAUCAACUUAUUGGAAGCUCAUGGACAGGACAAUAAAUGGGAUUUUGGUUUUGUUAGGGCUUGUUUGUUUGUUAUGAAGAAGAGGUUGAAUUCUUUCAUUUAAGUUC
This is a messenger RNA of Corylus avellana, 950 nucleotides long. Its product is annotated as early nodulin-like protein 18. Lineage: Eukaryota; Viridiplantae; Streptophyta; Magnoliopsida; Fagales; Betulaceae. Gene Ontology annotation, molecular function: electron transfer activity. The record is from RefSeq and is a predicted model, not a curated record. Gene Ontology annotation, cellular component: plasma membrane.